AUGGGUACCAUGGAUACACCAUGCAUCUAUACCGCUCGCGUCCCUACACCGGUCUCGCACCGGGAGUGCCCGACUAUAGAGAUUCCUUGGCUGACGUACCUUUCUACCACAGCCAGAGAAGACUUGAACCUCACCACAUUUCCGCCGUUUGAAAGCCAGCCCAAGGACAUCUCCAGCAAGCGAGAUUCACCCCUUGAGUUCGCGUUUGACGACGGCAUAGACGAGACCGGCACAAUGGCUUCUGCCACCUCACCAUAUAUCAAGCCGGAGCCCAACGACUUCUUCGACGUCAACCAAUAUUCGCAAUUCCCCCAGGGCCAGCACACUGGUCACAUGAACUCCAACAACAUGAACGUCAACCCCGCCAACCUGACCAAUGGCAACGGCUACAUGUCGUCAAGCUUCAACCUGGGCAAUUCCGGGAUAGCAGAUGACGAGCUGCUUGAUCUCGAGAUCAACAGCCACAACCAGCAAGGCGGCAACUUUGACUUCAACUCAGGCAUGCAAAACUUUCUGAACCAGCAGCAGUUGAAUCAACACAGCAACGUCUUCUCCCACACGCCUGACGGUGGCCCAAUCCAAUCGCCGUUCACAAACGACUUCAACUACGGCCAGUUCCGGCCCGUCGGCCAGCAGCAGCAGCAGCAGUUCGGUGGUCACAGUAUGCCAUCACAAGCCGGCUUUCGGCCUCACAUGCAGCAGCAUCUCGACAGGAAAGUGUCUGACUCACGGUCACCUGCCACCCCCAACACGCCAGGCAUGAACCACCUACAAGUAACUGACGACUACGCACACCCCGGCAUGCAACCAAUUCAACAUCGACAGCAAGGUUCCAUCGGCAACGGUUGGGAUAGCACACCAAGCGGCCACAGCUGGGACGCCUCAUCACCAUUCCCAUCACCUGCCAACGGCCAACCAGUUCACGCUCAGAUCUCCGAAGUGCUCAAGAGCACUCACCAUCACAAAGUGGCGUCGUCACUUCCCACCAAGAUGGAGCCUGGUACCGGCGGAGGUCCACCAUUCCCCACUUCACAGGAACAGAAGCGACGUCGGCGGCGCGAGUCUCACAACUUGGUGGAGCGACGCCGUCGCGACAACAUCAACGAGCGCAUCCACGACCUUGGCACGCUUGUGCCACAGCACCGACUCGAAGAUGAGAAGGUGCGCAAGCACUUGCAGACCAAUGCGCCACUCUCGCCAUCCAUUGCCAACGCCACUGGCAUGUCGCCACCCAACGCAUCCUCCUUGCUCGGCGGCCAGCGUCGCUCAGGCGCCGGCAACAUCACGCAAGGCCUCCCCAUGGAGGAGAAGGACAAGGGCCCAAACAAGGGUGACAUCUUGAACGGAUCCGUCGCUUGGACUCGAGACAUGAUGUGGUACAUGCACCUCAAGCUCCGCCAGGAAGAGGAGCUCAAGGAGCUUGUGCAGCGCCUGGGCGGUAGCUGGCCUUACAACCCCACCGAAGAGGAGAAGCGGAUGCGGUCUGAGAUCCUGGAGAUUCUCAACAAGCACCACCAACUCGGCGGAUUCCCUGGCUACUCCCGAGCACAGGGCUCUGGCUUACGAGUCCCUGGCUACACCAACAUCGCCGGCGACAGCGUCAGCAGUGACCAAUCAUCCAACGGCCAGUCCCUCCCACCGGUGUCGCCAAUGGGCAGCGGCAUCUCACAGCCAUCCAACCAGUACUGGAAUGCCGAGUUCAAGGAGGAAGACGAGUAUGGUAUGGAGAUGAUACCUUAG
Messenger RNA from Zasmidium cellare ATCC 36951, 1740 nucleotides. RefSeq lists its product as uncharacterized. The transcript has a single exon. The coding region runs from base 1 to 1740 and encodes 579 amino acids. Gene Ontology annotation, molecular function: DNA-binding transcription factor activity, RNA polymerase II-specific; protein dimerization activity; RNA polymerase II cis-regulatory region sequence-specific DNA binding. Gene Ontology annotation, biological process: regulation of transcription by RNA polymerase II. Lineage: Eukaryota; Fungi; Ascomycota; Dothideomycetes; Mycosphaerellales; Mycosphaerellaceae. The record is from RefSeq and is a predicted model, not a curated record.